Penicillium arizonense is the source of this 771-nucleotide messenger RNA. Its product is annotated as SDR family oxidoreductase. The record is from RefSeq and is a predicted model, not a curated record. Bases 1 to 771 code for a protein of 256 amino acids. NCBI's taxonomy places the organism in Eukaryota, Fungi, Ascomycota, Eurotiomycetes, Eurotiales, Aspergillaceae. The transcript has 4 exons.
AUGGCUUCCUAUCUCGUAACCGGCUCCUCGCGGGGUCUAGGAUUAGCUCUGGUCGCUCGUCUGGCAAACUUGCCCAAGACUGAAGUGGGAACGAUCAUUGCUACCGCUCGCCAGGACAACUCUGCUCCACUCACAGAGAUUGUGAAUGCUUCAUCGGGUCGAGUGAAGAUGCUCAAGCUGGAUGUCACGGAGAUCGCCAGCGUGGAAGGAGCAGUUAGAGCAGCAGAGCGCAGCCUGCAAGGGAAAGGACUCGAUGUCUUGAUCAACAAUGCGGGACUGAUGGAUUGGUCGCCAACAGGGCUUGAAGGAAUGGACAAUCUCAACGACAUGUUCCACGCCAACGUCACAGCGGCUCAUCUAGUGUCCCGCGCGUUUCUUCCACUUCUUCGGAAAGGGAACAGAAAAACAGUUGUCAACAUAUCGUCAACUCUGGGGUCUAUCACCAUGGCUGAUGCGUUCAAAUCCAUGCCGGUCCCGGCCUAUAAAAUUUCCAAGGCAGCAUUAAGCAUGCUUACCGUGCAGUAUGCUCAUCAAUAUGCAGAUGAUGGCUUCACAUUUCUAGGAAUUAGCCCUGGUUGGCUCCGCACCGAUCUCGGUGGCUCACGGGCAGAUCUCCCUGUUGAAACAGGUGCCGAGAAGGUAGUGGACAUCAUCCAAAAAGCAACCCCCAAGCAGAAUGGAAAGUUUGUGAACAUUCAUGUCCCCGGAUGGAAAGAGGGACAAGGCGCAGACCGCGCAGAUCAGUAUGAUGGGAACGAGAUCCCUUGGUAA